Leptosia nina is the source of this 879-nucleotide messenger RNA. Lineage: Eukaryota; Metazoa; Arthropoda; Insecta; Lepidoptera; Pieridae. The record is from the annotation of a GenBank genome assembly.
AUGAAGGACAGAUUCAAAGAGACCGUGGGUAUGAUCGACCCGUCGCUACUACUGCGACCGGAGAACGUCUACGAGGACAAACCGGUCGCAAACUUCCGCGACUAUUCUGUUGACGACGCCGAUCCGAUUAGAGAUCGCGUGCGCAGAACUUAUUACACUAUGCAUACACACAUGACGGUGGAUUUUGUUAAAUCCAAAAUGGACAAAUGGCUCAAGUUCAAUCACUUCAAAGCGACGAUGAAGGAGGCCCUUCACAGGAUGAACGAACUGGUGGAUGAGUCGGACCCCGACCUGGACCUGCCGAACAUCGUCCACGCUUUCCAGACAGCCGAGAGGAUCAGGCGAGAUCAUCCUGAUGACGAUUGGUUCCAUCUGAUUGGAUUGAUACAUGACGUUGGCAAGGUUAUGGCAUUUUACGACGAACCGCAGUGGUGUGUGGUGGGCGACACUUUUGCUGUUGGCUGCAAAUGGGGGAAGAGCAUAGUUUACGGAGACCACAGCUUCAAGGACAAUCCUGAUUCUUACAAUUCUAAAUAUAACACAGAAUACGGCAUGUACGAGCCUAAUUGCGGUAUCGAAAACCUGAUGAUAUCCUGGGGUCAUGAUGAAUAUCUUUACAGAGUUUUAGUUCAUAACAGAGCAAAGUUUCCAGUUGAAGGAUUGUGGAUGAUUAGAUACCACUCGUUCUACCCCUGGCAUGCAGGUGGCGAUUAUGCACACCUUACUCAAAAGGAAGACGAAAAGAUAAAAGAGGCAGUUAUUAAAUUCAACCAGUAUGAUUUAUACACAAAAAGUACAGUUAUACCAGAUAUUGAAGCUCUAUGGCCGUACUAUGAAGGACUUAUCGACAAAUACAUACCUGGCACAUUGGAAUGGUGA